ACUUCAGAUCUGAAUCAACCUCUUAAGUGGUACAGAAGAAGGGGAAAGGAAUCAUGAUUUGUGAAAGAGAUGAUUUCAGUCUCACUGGGCCAUUACACUUAACAUCUAUAGAUUGGGCUAAUGAACAUCAUCGGCGAUCCGUAGCUGGCUCAUUGGUUCAAGGAAUCUAUGUAGCUGAGCGUGAUCGUCAGCUACAAAGGGACGGUCCUGAGUUAGCUUUAUCUCCAAUAUGGUCUGAGUUUUUCCAUUUUCGCCUCAUUCGUAAGCUUGUCGAUGAUGCGGAUAACUCUAUCUUCGGAGGAAUCUAUGAGUACAAACCGCUCUCUCAAACUGUCAAAUCCAUGGAACUGAGUCCGCGUUUUGUGGUUGCUUUCAGAGGAACGGUUACAAAAGUGGACUCUAUUUCUCGUGACAUUGAGCAUGACAUCCAUGUUAUUAGAAAUGGGCUUCACACGACAACACGGUUUGAGAUAGCUAUUCAAGCUGUGAGAAACAUUGUUGCUUCCGUUGGUGGUUCGAAUGUGUGGCUUGCUGGUCAUUCUCUUGGUGCAUCCAUGGCAUUACUUACCGGGAAAACUAUCGCUAGAACCGGAGUGUUUCCUGAGUGUUUCGCCUUCAAUCCGCCGUUUUUGUCUGCCCCUAUCGAAAAAAUCAAGGAUAAGAGGAUCAAACAUGGGAUUCGCAUCGCAGGCAGCGUGAUCACAGCUGGACUUGCUCUAGCCAAAAAAGCCACCCAACACUACAACCAGAACGACCGUGCAUCACCCGCACCACCUGAUCCAUUUGCAGCCUUAUCCGACUGGUUUCCGCGGCUGUACAUCAACCCUGGAGACCACUUGUGCUCAGAAUAUAUCGGUUACUUCGAGCACCGAAACAAGAUGGAAGAAAUCGGGAUCGGGUUUGUAGAGCGGGUAGCAACACAGCACUCGUUGGGCGGUAUGCUGUUAGGAGGAAAAGAGCCGGUACAUCUGAUUCCAUCUUCGGUUUUAACGGUGAACUUAAGUUCGUCAAGAGAUUUUAAACAAGCUCAUGGGAUUCAUCAGUGGUGGAGAGAAGAUCAGAAGUUUGAGACCAAAGUCUACCAGUACAAAUAAUUUGUAUCAGGUUUUAAAAUUGAGUUAACCGGUAUUAGGCUUCUACUUUCCGGUUUAGCCGGUUCAAUGUAUCGCAGUUAUAAAUAAAAAAAGUCUCUGUAGAUAUCUAUUAAACGAAGUCGUUUUGA
This is a messenger RNA of Arabidopsis arenosa, 1222 nucleotides long. The record is from the annotation of a GenBank genome assembly. NCBI's taxonomy places the organism in Eukaryota, Viridiplantae, Streptophyta, Magnoliopsida, Brassicales, Brassicaceae.